GUGAAUGUCACUCAUGGUGUUUCAAUCGGGUGGCUGUUUGAAGCACAUAUCAGCCACAGCAAAGGUGUACUGUUUAAACACAGCCCAAAAUAUGUCUGUUAGCAUGAAGUGGACUGUGUUCUGAGUAGCCAUGGCAGAAAUUAAAACGGGGGCAUUUUAGAGGGCAGUUCUGGCUGAGUCUCUUGGAAUGAUCAUCUUUAUCUUCAUCGGCCUUUCCGCUGGAAUAGGGGACAGAAAUAAUUCUUACCCUGACCAGGAGAUAAAGGUUGCUUUAGCCUUUGGUUUGGCCGUUGCGACAUUGGCACAGUGUAUCGGUCACAUUAGCGGUGCCCACCUGAAUCCUGCCAUCACCCUAGCCCUCCUAGCCAACUGCCAGAUGAGUAUGCUCGGGGCCUUUUUCUACAUGACGGUACAUAUUUUGGGAGCAGUGGCUGGUAGUGCCAUUGUGUAUGGUAUCAGGCCAGAAGCCACAGAAUCACUUGGUGUUAACAAACUCAAUGGAAUCAGCCCAUUACAAGGUUUUGGUGUGGAGCUCCUGCUCACCCUGCAGUUGUGCCUGUGCGCGUUAGUAGUCACAGACAAAAGACGUGACGUUGGUGGACUUGCACCUCUCGUGGUCGGCUUGUCUGUAGUGCUGGGACAUUUGGCUUGGAUCAGCUUCACAGGAUGUGGUAUUAACCCAGCUCGAUCCUUGGGGCGUGCAAUUAUUCAGGAAUCGUUUGAUGACCAAGGGGUGUACUGGGCAGGACCGAUGAGUGGUGGUUUGGUGGCAGCUCUUCUCUAUGAUUAUCUACUGGCACCCAGAGAUGAGCCUUUCAGAGAAAAAACACGACUCCUCUUCUGCUGUGGUCGCUCACAAGAAAUGUACAUCUGCGAACCCUUGAGGAGAUUACAUAAUGUUUAGGAGAGCAUGUCGGCAUGGCAAUUACUAAUGCUUGUUUAUAUGAAAUAAAAUACUUUGCCCUUU
Messenger RNA from Eleginops maclovinus (Patagonian blennie), 967 nucleotides. RefSeq names its product aquaporin-1-like. Gene Ontology annotation, molecular function: glycerol transmembrane transporter activity; ammonium channel activity; water channel activity. The record is from RefSeq and is a predicted model, not a curated record. Gene Ontology annotation, cellular component: membrane. Gene Ontology annotation, biological process: hyperosmotic response; renal water transport; carbon dioxide transmembrane transport. Lineage: Eukaryota; Metazoa; Chordata; Actinopteri; Perciformes; Eleginopidae.